AUGAAAGAACCUCUUAGAGCUGCGGCUAUUUUUCUAUUCCUGGCUGUAUCUGGCGGCUUGGUUUUGGGGUUGACAUACUUGCCUUGCUAUGCCACGCUGUGCCCGGAGGAUUACUUCCCACUGGAGACAAGACUACAUUUGGGGGCAUUCUUUGGCUUGCUCGCAAUCACGACCUGCAUGCUUCUCCUGAGGGCCUCGAGCGAGUCUGUACGCUCGCUAAGCGGACGUCACAUUUCACCAAAACUGCCUAUUUUCGGCAAACGAAUAACCUUCGGAGGCCUGACUAUUUCAAUCUCGAUUAUCUUGGCCACGCUUGCGACCGCCGCCUUCUGGCUUCCAGCCCAGCUCGACUUUUGGGGAGAGAGAACAGAUCCACUUGACUGGACUUCUGCUAAAAUCACACUCACAAUCACCGGUGUGACGGGGCAUUACGCCGACAUUCUCCUCGGUUUGUUGAUUAUUCCGGUGUCGCGAAACAGUUUGAUGGGACGAGUGUUUGAGCUGCAUCACAGCACUUUGCUAUAUGCGCAUAAGCUCGUCGCCUACCUAUUCCUGCUCGCUGGGUUGGCACAUGGCGGUGCCUAUGCCGCCUAUGCUCUCGACCCUAGCAGUGAGGGAAGCCACGAGAAAGAGGAGGCAUUCGCCACUGGCAACCCCGGCAUGACCCUCGCCGAAAGCGAAGAACGAAGUACUUGGUAUACAUAUACUACAUAUACUGGCGCGGGCACAAUCGUCUUUAUGAUCGUCAUCACACUCACAGCACUUCCAUACAUACGACGUCGCUUUUAUAAUGUGUUUUACUACUGUCACAUUGUGACAAGUAUCUGCGUUUUUGUGGGAGCAAGCAUCCACGCCAGCACCGAUUUCUACCUGCUUUUGCCAGGUCUAUUCCUGUGGAUUGUUGAUUGGGGAAUGCGCCUCUUUGGAGGAGAUACUAAAGGGUUGCAUUCGUCGCUGGUGGCAACUGGCGAGGACGCUGGUAACGGCUGGUACAGGAUUUCGCUUCCAACCAUGUCAAAGACUGCCUCCGACCAGCACUCUGAUUUGGAAGCGAUUGAGAAAGCUGCGCCACUGUGUUCUCCUCUCGCCUAUUACUACUUAAUCGUCCCCACUAUCAGCAGGAUCCAAAACCAUGCCUUCACCGCAGCCAUCCCCGCGUCAGCCGAUUCCGGCCCAGUCUUUCUCUUCCAACGAGCACAACGCAAGAACGGAAAAGCUCUUAACAAAGAGUGGACCUGGAAGCUAGCGACCAAGCUUUCCGGCUUUGGGAGAGAAUCCGGGCUGAAGGUUCGGGUGGAAGGGCCAUACCAACCUCGUGACGUACGAUUCAAGUCGGCCUCUCACAUCAUUUGUGUGGUCGGCGGCACCGGAAUUACAGGCGCUUGUAGUCUCGCAUUCUGGUGGCUCAAGGCGCGUUCUAUGGAGGCGAAUACCAAGUUCACUCUCAUAUGGACCGUACGAAACCGAGAUAUGGUCAAUAUCAAGGAGUGGCAUGAACUUGGAGACAUUGCUAGGUCAACUUCAAACAUGAAGAUCAUGGCACAUGUCAGCUCUGAAGACGGCAGGCUGGACCCAUCGGUCCAUCUUCGGCAGCAUCUUGGGCUCACUGAGAAGGCUGCUGGCUUAUCUGGAACUGAAGCUACUCAAGGUGCCGGAAAUUCAGCUUGGGUGUACAGCUCAGGGCCUGACAGUCUUAUUCAAGCUACAGAAACCGCAUGCGUCGAGGCAAGACGGGAGAUGAAAGCUUUGGCUAAGACUGUAGGCAAUGAGCCAGCGCAGACACAGAAACUAGAUUGGUACAUUGCCAAAUGGGAGGUUUAG
Molecule: messenger RNA, 1821 nt
Organism: Ilyonectria robusta
Lineage: Eukaryota; Fungi; Ascomycota; Sordariomycetes; Hypocreales; Nectriaceae
Exons: 2
Coding region: 1-1821 (606 amino acids)
Cellular component (GO): plasma membrane
Source: RefSeq, a predicted model, not a curated record